Molecule: messenger RNA, 1212 nt
Organism: Xenia sp. Carnegie-2017
Lineage: Eukaryota; Metazoa; Cnidaria; Anthozoa; Malacalcyonacea; Xeniidae
Product: adhesive plaque matrix protein 2-like
Exons: 9
Biological process (GO): heterophilic cell-cell adhesion; establishment or maintenance of epithelial cell apical/basal polarity
Cellular component (GO): plasma membrane; protein-containing complex
Molecular function (GO): calcium ion binding
Source: RefSeq, a predicted model, not a curated record
CGUCACUAUAUAACGUCACCGAUAUCUUAUCACAACUCACUUCAUUCGUUGUUCAGUCGGGCCACUUAUCAAUCUCAUGAAACAUUGCUCCAUUGAAUGAAUAUGAUGAAGUUGAAUACAUGCAUCGUGGUAGCAGUUCUGGUCGUAAUGACAUUAUCUGCUGAUGCGUGGUGGAGAAGACCAAGGGUAAAAGCUUGUUCCUCGAGACCGUGUAAAAAUGGUGGUGAUUGUAAAAAUGUUGGAUCAUCUUACAAAUGUAAAUGUAAAUCUGGUUUCAGCGGUCGAAAUUGUCAAGUAUUAAGAAAACCUCAGACUUGCCAGAAUGCUAACUGGUGGAAAUCUUUUAACAAAGAAGGCUGGUCAACUUGUGAUUCCAACAACAAAUUUAUAACUGGUUUUUGGCGCAACAGGCGUAGAAAGUUCAGAAGGUUUGGAAGGGUUAAAUGGUUUGGAAAGGAUGGCAUUUACAGACUUGAAGAAGCUAAGUGCUGCUUGUCAAGUAAAACGUAUAGAGGACAGAGUAGCAAAUGUCAAAAUGCCAACUGGUGGGACACUUUUGAUAAACCUGGGACUUGGAGUGUUUGUCCCAAUGGGUAUUUUCUAAAUGGUCUCUAUCGUACCAAAGGCCAAAGAUUACACAAUAUUGAGGAAGGAAAAUGUUGCAAACCAGUCAAUCAUCCAGACAGGUAUGGUCAUUGUUACAAUGAAAACAUCAUACGCAGGUUUAACAGGAAAGGGUGGACAACGUGUAGAAAACGUGGUUACUACGUCACUGGGUUUUAUCGAGAUCUUCAUGGGAACUGGCUACACAAUAUUGACUACUUAAAAUGUUGCAAAAUGUUUGCAGGGGUAAAAGCUUGUUCUUCGAAACCGUGUAAAAAUGGUGGUGAUUGUAAAAAUGUUGGAUCAUCUUACAAAUGUAAAUGUAAAUCUGGUUUUACUGGAACGAACUGUGAAGUUGGAGUUUGUGAUCAUUCUCCUUGCCAAAAUGGUGGUUCGUGUAUUGUUGUUGGUAGUUCAUACAAGUGUACAUGCCUUCCAGACUUCAUUGGUGUUCACUGUGAAACAAAGAUUCCAAAUCCUUGUGAGCCAAAUCCAUGUAAAAAUGGUGGACAAUGCAACAUUUUGGGCAACAGCUACACAUGUAAAUGCAAACCUGCUUUUGGCGGAAACAACUGCGAAUAUUCACAAUCAACAUGCGUUGCAUCUGGA